Messenger RNA from Cyprinodon tularosa, 562 nucleotides. It is a transcript of the gene mustn1a, whose product is annotated as musculoskeletal, embryonic nuclear protein 1a. Gene Ontology annotation, biological process: chondrocyte proliferation; chondrocyte differentiation; tissue regeneration. NCBI's taxonomy places the organism in Eukaryota, Metazoa, Chordata, Actinopteri, Cyprinodontiformes, Cyprinodontidae. The coding region runs from base 157 to 390 and encodes 77 amino acids. The transcript is spliced from 3 exons. The record is from RefSeq and is a predicted model, not a curated record. Gene Ontology annotation, cellular component: nucleus.
CUCACUUAUGUCCAGAAAGCAGAUUUAAUGUUCACUAGGAAAUCAUUGCCAGAUUGUCUGUUUAUGUGAGCGAGUGCCGGGGGCAGCCUAGCAGAGAGACAGCUGUCAGGAAGAGAAGAAUAUCUAAAGCUGAGAAUCUGCCUUUGUGUGAACACCAUGUCUCAACCUACACAGGAAGAUGAACAAACACAGCGUCCUGCGGUGAGAGAAGAGGACCUUACUGAAGCAAAGAACAAACUGGGUGGGAGUGGGUCCGUGAAGGGCAAGACUUUUGAAGUAAUGGAGGAGUGUGAAAAAAAGGGUAAAGCUGCACCCUCUGUGUUCAGUGGAGCGAGAUCUGGGGCAGAGACUGCUUUCAACACCCGCUCGCCUCGAGAGCCCAGGAAGUAAAAGAGAAACAUCCUCAGCACGGAUGAUCGCCGCCUCUUCCAUGUGAAUUGCAUGCGACCAAUUGUUUUCUCUGCCUGUGUAUUGUGGCCGAAAACAUUAUUUUAUUGUUGUUUCAUAUCAUGCAACUAUUACCAGCAGAGGUAUGUUUAAUAAAGCUUUGAGUUAAGUAAAA